Molecule: messenger RNA, 5115 nt
Organism: Ophidiomyces ophidiicola
Lineage: Eukaryota; Fungi; Ascomycota; Eurotiomycetes; Onygenales; Onygenaceae
Gene: TOP2
Product: DNA topoisomerase 2
Exons: 6
Coding region: 1-5115 (1704 amino acids)
Biological process (GO): resolution of meiotic recombination intermediates; DNA topological change; sister chromatid segregation
Cellular component (GO): nucleus
Molecular function (GO): DNA topoisomerase type II (double strand cut, ATP-hydrolyzing) activity; DNA binding; ATP binding
Source: RefSeq, a predicted model, not a curated record
AUGGACUCGCCUGCCGUCUCCGACUUUGAAGGCGACAGCGCCAGCUCGGAUUUUAUGCCUGAGCCCGCUCCUAAGGCAAGGGCAAAGGCCAAGCUAGCACCGGGAAAAAAAUUGUCCACAACGACGAAAGCAAAGCCACAGAAAAAACCGACACAAACUACACUCAAGAAGUCUACAGCUGCAAAAAAGAAACCUUCCAAGGAAACAGAGAACACGGCUCCUAGUGAUGAUGAUGUGGAUAUGAUGGGCCCCAAUUCAGCUCUCUCAAGUACACCCCCGAAACCAGUGAAAAAACCAAAGCCCGCUGCAGCAGUAAAGAAGUCAAACAGCAACCCAUUGGGGGCUCUGGAAAAUGCAUCUUCCACGACCGAUGCUUUGGGGGGAAAAGCCGGGGAUCAGUAUCAACGUCUCACACAGUUAGAACACAUCAUCAAACGUCCAGACACGUACAUCGGGUCAGUCGAGCGAACCCAACAGCAGAUGUGGGUAUACAAUUCGAGCUCUGAUCAAAUGGAAUAUCGUGAGGUUUCCUACGUCCCGGGCCUUUACAAGAUUUUUGAUGAAAUUCUUGUUAAUGCGGCGGAUAAUAAACAAAGAGAUAAGAAUAUGGAUGAAAUAAGAAUCACUCUGGAUAAAGAGGCAGGUGAAAUUAGCGUAUGGAACAACGGCAGUGGUAUUCCCAUUGAAAUACACUCGAAAGAGCAAAUCUAUGUACCCGAAUUGAUUUUCGGUAAUCUGUUGACAUCAUCUAAUUAUAACGAUGAGCAAGCCAAAGUUACUGGUGGCCGAAAUGGAUACGGAGCUAAGCUGUGCAACAUAUUCAGCACUGAGUUUACUGUUGAAACUGCGGAUUCGCGAAGCAAGAAGAAAUACAAGCAAACAUGGUCUGAAAAUAUGUCGAAGAUGGGAAAAGCAAAAAUAACUGACUGCAAAGGUGAUGAUUACACCAAGGUCACUUUCAAACCCGAUUUCAAGAAAUUUAGUAUGGAUAAAAUGGAUGAUGAUUUUGAAGCCAUUGUUAAGCGAAGAGUCUAUGACUUAGCAGGAACCUGUAAAGUCUCUGUCAAACUCAAUGGCUCAAGAGUCCCGAUCCGAAAUUUCAAAAAGUAUAUGGAAAUGUACACCAAGGCAAUCAAAAAAGAGCGAGGGGAAGAAGCCUCUUUGGACAAGAAUGAAAUAGUGACCGAAAGCCCAGAUCCAAGAUGGGAAAUCGGUUUCGCUGUCUCUGACGGUUCUUUCCAACAGGUAUCAUUUGUCAACUCGAUAGCCACCACUUCUGGAGGCACCCACGUCAACUACAUCAGUGAUCAAAUUUGCAGCAAACUAGCCGAUGCUGUAAAAAAGAAAAACAAAAAUGGGCCUACACUUAAAGCCGCACAAAUACGGAACCACAUCUUUCUAUUCGUAAACUGUUUGGUUGUUAACCCAGCGUUUACGUCGCAAACGAAGGAACAAUUGACUACCAAACAUAGUCAAUUUGGCAGUAAAUGCAUCCUUUCCGAUGACUUCCUAAAAAAAGUCCUAAAAACUCAAGUAAUGCAAAAUAUCAUGCAUUUCGCAGAACAAAAAGCAGACCAAAUUCUUAAAAAGACCGAUGGUAGCCGACGAGCACGCAUGAGUAACCCCAAGCUUACCGACGCCAACAAAGCAGGCACAAAGGAUGGCCACCAUUGCACACUCAUCCUUACUGAAGGAGAUUCAGCCAAGGGUCUUGCGAUGGCAGGGAGAGCCGUGGUUGGACCCGAUCUCUUCGGUGUUUUUCCCCUCCGUGGAAAGCUUCUCAAUGUGCGCGAUGCAUCUGUCGAUCAAAUUUCAAAGAAUCAAGAAAUUCAGAAUAUUAAGAAUUUUCUCGGCUUACAACAUAAGAAAGAAUAUACAGAUACCCGUGGCCUUCGUUACGGUCACCUUAUGAUCAUGACCGACCAAGAUUAUGAUGGCAGCCAUAUUAAGGGACUUUUAAUAAAUUAUCUCCAAGUUGCUUUUCCAAGCUUGCUUAAAAUUCCGGGUUUUUUGAUCGAAUUCAUCACCCCGAUUGUGAAGGUUUGGAGAGGUGAUCCCAAGGAGCCGAGGGAUUCAAAGUCUUUUUUCACUAUUCCAGAAUAUGAAGAAUGGAAAAAACAUCAUGGGGACGAUCGGAAAUGGGACAAAAAGUAUUUCAAGGGUCUAGGUACAAGCUCAACAGAGGACGCCGAAGUAUAUUUUCGAGAUUUGGAUAGACAUCUUAAAGAGUUCCAUGCUCUUCAAGACAAUGAGGCGCAGCUUAUUGAUCUCGCAUUUUCGAAGAAAAAGGCCGAUGAGCGGAAAGAAUGGCUUCGACAGUUCAAACCCGGUACAUUUUUGGACCACUCAGUAGAAAAGAUUACUUAUACUGAUUUCAUCAAUAAGGAGCUAAUUUUGUUCAGCAUGGCGGACAAUAUCCGGUCUAUCCCAUCAGUUGUUGAUGGAUUAAAGCCUGGUCAGAGGAAAGUUCUAUAUACCAUGUUUAAGCGCAAUGUGAAAAAGGAUGUCAAAGUGGUGGAGCUCGCUGGUUACGUCUCCGGUAUGACAGCCUACCAGCAUGGCGACGCUUCACUACAGCAAACAAUUGUCGGCCUUGCGCAAACUUUCGUCGGGUCAAACAAUGUAAAUUGUCUGGAGCCAAGUGGUAAUUUUGGUAGCCGUUUACAAGGAGGAUCAGAUUGUGCCAGUGCCCGUUACAUUCAAACUCGACUCUCGCCUUUCGCCAGACGCAUCUUUCACAGCGCAGACGAACCUCUUUUGAAAAACAGUAUUGAUGACGGGAAAAAAAUCGAGCCAGAAAUCUACGUCCCUGUAGUGCCUCUACUUCUCAUUAAUGGCGCAGACGGUAUUGGUACAGGAUGGAGCACAACAAUUCCGAAUUUCAAUCCUGAGGACAUUGUUGACAACCUAAAACGGCUAAUGGAUGGACAGGCACCCAUUCCUAUGAAACCGUGGUUUCGUGGGUUUGCUGGAGAGGUAACAGGCUCUGGAGACCGAUACAAGUUUAAUGGGAUUAUAAAGCAAACGGGUGACUCUGAAGUGGAAAUUACAGAGCUUCCUAUUAGGACGUGGACACAGGAUUUUAAAGAUAAGCUGGAAGACAUCAUCAAAGCUGAGAAAGCGCCCUCCUUUAUCAAAGACUAUAAAGAUUACAAUACUCAUAGCAAAGUUCACUUCAUUAUUCAGAUGGAUGAAAAGCACAUGAAGAAAACGCUUGAAGAUGGACUAGAGGAAAAAUUCAAGCUUUCGAAGUCUAUUUCUACUACCAAUAUGGUGGCAUUUGAUGCUGAAGGUCGGAUCACAAGAUACGACACGGCAGAAGACAUAUUACGAGCAUUUUACGCGGUCCGAAUUAUGUUCUACGAGAAACGAAAGCAAUUUUUAUUGUCCCAACUGCGCAAGGAACUUGACAAGCUUUCAAAUCAAGCCAGAUUUGUUCAGAUGAUCAUAGAUGGAAAACUCGUCAUUUCAAAGAAGGCAAAGGCUAGGCUCAUCACAGAACUGAAGGAGAAAGGUUUCAAACCAAUUCCAAAGGGUAUAGACUCCGCUCAAGAAGGCGAGAGUGAGCCAUUUGUUGAGGAUGAUGAAAAUGAAGAAGAUAAGGAAUUGGGUCAAGAUCUCUACGAUUAUCUUCUCGGUAUGCCCCUCUGGUCAUUGACGCAAGAACGAGUCGAGAAACUGCGUCGCCAAAUUGGUGAUAAAGAAAUCGAGGUAGAUCAGCUGGUCAAGUUAACAAAAGAAGAUUUGUGGAAAAGGGACCUGGAUGAGUUCAUUAAUGAAUGGCGGUUGCAGCUAGAAGGUGAAGAACGCCGGGCUAAGAAGGCCCGAAGCUAUGGUAGACGUGUGUCGGCAAAGUUGAAAACCGGAGGCCGAGGCCCUGCUGCGAAGAAGCGGAAGGCUGAAGAUGAUGAUAGUGACUUCGGUCCUAAACCAAAGAAAGCCACCGUGGUCAAUCGAGUUAAACCCACGGGUGGCCUUCUCGACUACCUGAGCAAAUCCAAGCCACAGCCAAAAGUAAAGAGCUCGACUUUUGAUGGUGCUAGUGGCACUGAUGAUUUUGAGGGCGAAGUUCUUCCUCAGAAGAAGCCUCGUGCCACUAUAAAGAAGGGUAAAACAGAUGAUUUCGUUCCAUUCUCCUUCAGUGAUACAGAUGAUGGUAAAGACGUUUUACGCGAAAAAGAAUCAGCAGGACUAGAGAAAAAGCCAAAAGCACGCUCUCCUAGUAUACCGGUUCUCUCUGAAGGCGAUGAUUUCCAAUUGGUUCCAAAACACGUGAACAGAGCUUCGCGCACUGAGGCCAUACUGGACAAUGAUCCCGAUUUGGACGACGUUGUUGCCAAGCCACGUCAACGCGCUGCACGCAUCAAUCGGAAACCUGUUAUCUACGACGAGCCUAGCUCUUCCGACAUUGAUCAGGGCGAUGAUUUAUUAGGUGAUGUCAGCAAAAUGGUCAAAGGCAUAGGUGCGAGAACAGUAGAUCCACCAGCAUCUCCAGCACUCUUUUCUUCUGAGUACUCCCGGCCGGGUGUUGGGCUUGGGACCAAAGCAGUGCCGAAAUCCCUUCGUGCCACGGCGGAGUUUGACCCCGACGAGACAGAUUACUCAAAACUCAUUCCGAUGAACUCACCUCGACGGUCUCUACUCGUAAAACCAAAAGACGGAAAGGAAUCCAGAAUCGAUGAGGAUGACACAGAAAGCUCGCCAAUAGCCAGUAGCAGGCCAACUGUGAAAUCCACAAAGACGGCCGCGUCAGCCAGCACUCGAGCUAAACCUCAGAAGGCACCAGCAAAGAACAAAGCAACGUCGGCCAAAAAGACUCAGCUUUCACCGGCGGCCAAAGUAUAUGCUAAAAGGAAGACAGUCACGAAGAAAGCAUUAGCCGAUGAGCUCUCGGAUGACGAUAUUGACGCCAUGGCUAACGAUAUCCUUGAGUCUUCGGAGUCCGAGAAAGAGUCGAUACCCAAGGCCGCAACCGCCCCGGCAGCACUGAAAGGCCGACCGGCGCGCCGAGCGGCAGCAGCUCCAAAAAAGGCAGCUUAUAUGAUUGAUAGCGACAGCGAGGAUGAAUUCGCUGGCGGGGCUUCCUCUAGCGACGAUUUUUCGGACAUUGAGUAA